Molecule: messenger RNA, 1099 nt
Organism: Oryza brachyantha (malo sina)
Lineage: Eukaryota; Viridiplantae; Streptophyta; Magnoliopsida; Poales; Poaceae
Exons: 1
Coding region: 49-807 (252 amino acids)
Source: RefSeq, a predicted model, not a curated record
GUCGAGACGACGCGACUCCCAACUAAAUCAAAUCCCUAAGCCCCAUCCAUGGCCGCCGCCGCCGCGCGCGACCUCGCCGGCGACCCGCCGGAGUCCACCCUACUCCGGCGCGUCGGGGACGAGACCGCCUGGCCGGACGUGUACGACCGCGACGACUCGCUCAAGGAGAACACCAACCCCAAGUGCUUCCUCCGGAACCACCCGGCCGCCUACGGCGGCGGCGCGUCGCAGCGGUUCUCCGGGAACCUGAAGCCGACGGCGGCGCCGAUCAUUGGCUCGUCGAGGAAGCUGGGCGGAGGAGGAGGAGGUGGUGGUGGUGGGCGGUUCCGUCCCCCGGCGAUCUUCCCGAAGAAGGCGAAGACUGGGGGAGGCGGGCGCACGCCCAAGGCGGCGGUGCCGGAGCACGAGCCCGGGUCGCCCAAGGUGUCCUGCAUCGGGAAGGUCCUCUCCGACCGCGAGCGCGCGCGCCGCCGCCGGUCGCCGUGGUCGCUGGAGACGACGCCCCGCGGCGGCGGAGGCGGCUGCUGCCCGGGGUUCAGUUCCCUGUUCGUCCGCCGGAGCCGCUCGAGGAAGAACGUCGUGGAGUGCGUCGACGACCAGUCCCCGCCCCCGGCCCCGCCCCCACCGCCUGGAGCCUCGUUGAGGCGGAGGGAGGAGAAGGUGGUCUUGAUGACCGACGAGGAGGUGGCGGCGGCUCCGGCGCCGGGGCUGGGAGGGAUGAAGCGGUUCGUGUCGGGGAGGAGGGCGGCGGAUUGGGCGGCUGAGAUGGAGGUGGACGACCACGUGGCGAGAUCUGGGCCGUUGUAGCGUGCACCGGAGACCACGCGAAGACAUUGUUCAUGUACAUGAAAGUCAGUUUGGUUUGGUUUGGAUUUUUAUGUGAAUUUCAGUUAGUUGUUGAUGUGCUUUAGUCUAGUUUUGAGGUUUGUGUACAUACUGAUAAAAUUAGGAGAUGAGGAUGAUGGUUUUUCAGCUAGCAAAUUAGUCAAAAAUUUGUUCUGUUUUGGCUUGUUUCUAUUUCAUGUAAGUUGAAUGGAGAGGAUUUCAGUACAGACAUAUGCUCCUAUGACUUGGCCUUGCCUAACUUUUUUGAAUGACA